Molecule: messenger RNA, 10275 nt
Organism: Carcharodon carcharias (great white shark)
Lineage: Eukaryota; Metazoa; Chordata; Chondrichthyes; Lamniformes; Lamnidae
Product: lissencephaly-1 homolog
Exons: 11
Coding region: 519-1751 (410 amino acids)
Biological process (GO): establishment of mitotic spindle orientation; microtubule organizing center organization; nuclear migration
Cellular component (GO): cytoplasmic microtubule; nuclear envelope; kinetochore
Molecular function (GO): microtubule plus-end binding; dynein complex binding
Source: RefSeq, a predicted model, not a curated record
GAAGGGGGUGGAUUUGGGGAGGGAGGACGAGACACACACACAGAGAGAGAGAGAGAGAGAGAGACAGUAAAACGGACGGAUUGAUGUGCGCAGCUUGGUCUGCGCAGAUUCCGCACGGCAGCGUAGAGGGAGAGACGGACCCGGGCGAGCGAGAGAGAGAGAGAGAGAGAGAAAGAAAAAAAAACAGUUUGAGCGAAGAAGGUUGGGGCGGGGGGAAGGCUGCAAUCCUGUUUGACAGCCGUAAAAAAAAAAGCCCUCUGGAUUCUCGUCUGAAUGGUCGCUAUUAGCCCACCGUGUCGAAGGUGACUCUCUUCAGGGUGAAAUGAAUAUUGGUUGCUGAAUGUUACAGAGUCCCCUUUUUGGUUCUUGGAUUUGGCUUCUGCGAAGGUGUUUUGUGUUGGCGUAGGGCCACUGUGUGGCAGUACUCAUACUAAAUUAGGAGUUUGCAAGGAAUUUGGAUCUCCUGUGGAGGAGGCAGCAGCUGCUGUACAAAUCAGACUUGAUUUCACACAAUCAAAAUGGUGUUGUCACAGAGACAAAGAGAUGAACUAAAUCGAGCUAUAGCUGACUAUCUUCGCUCUAAUGGAUAUGAAGAGGCUUAUUCAGUUUUUAAGAAGGAGGCAGAGUUAGAUAUGAAUGAAGAAUUAGACAAGAAAUAUGCUGGACUGCUGGAGAAAAAAUGGACCUCUGUGAUAAGACUACAGAAGAAGGUUAUGGAAUUAGAAUCCAAACUCAACGAAGCAAAAGAGGAGUUCACUUCAGCUGGCCCUCUGGGUCAAAAGCGUGACCCAAAAGAAUGGAUCCCACGUCCCCCAGAAAGAUACUCUCUGAGUGGGCACAGAAGUCCAGUCACACGGGUCAUUUUCCAUCCGGUCUUCAGUGUCAUGGUAUCAGCCUCUGAAGAUGCCACAAUAAAGGUUUGGGACUAUGAGACUGGAGAUUUUGAACGUACACUGAAAGGCCACACAGACUCUGUACAAGAUAUCUCCUUCGAUCAGACUGGCAAACUGUUGGCAUCAUGCUCUGCUGAUAUGACCAUCAAGCUUUGGGAUUUUCAGAGCUUUGAAUGCAUUAGGACCAUGCAUGGACAUGACCAUAAUAUUUCAUCAGUAGCUAUCAUGCCUAAUGGAGAUCAUAUAGUGUCUGCUUCAAGGGAUAAAACCAUGAAAAUGUGGGAGGUGCAAACUGGUUAUUGUGUGAAGACUUUCACGGGACAUAGAGAAUGGGUGCGCAUGGUCCGACCCAACCAGGAUGGUACUCUUUUGGCCAGCUGUUCCAAUGAUCAGACUGUCCGUGUAUGGGUGGUAGCAACAAAGGAAUGCAAAGCUGAACUUCGAGAGCAUGAACAUGUCGUAGAAUGCAUUUCCUGGGCACCGGAGAGUUCCUAUCCAACCAUUUUGGAAGCAACAGGAUCUGAGACUAAAAAGAGUGGCAAACCUGGACCUUUCCUGCUGUCAGGAUCCAGAGACAAGACUAUUAAGAUGUGGGAUAUUAGCAUUGGAAUGUGCCUUAUGACACUGGUUGGCCAUGAUAACUGGGUACGCGGUACUCUGUUUCAUCCUGGUGGAAAGUUUAUUGUGAGCUGUGCUGAUGACAAAACCAUUAGAGUGUGGGACUACAAGAACAAACGGUGCAUGAAGACCCUGAAUGCACAUGAACACUUUGUAACCUCUCUUGAUUUCCACAAGACGGGUCCAUUUGUUGUCACUGGAAGCGUAGAUCAAACGGUAAAGGUCUGGGAGUGCCGCUGAUAGAAAUGAUCUUCUGGUUUUUUUCUCCUUCCCCUUCUUUCCCUUUCCGAAUAACCCUAACCCAAACCUCCCCCCUCCCCUUCCCCGACCUCCGGAUGCACUCAGUUACCAUGGUUACCCAUCAAGCUCUGUUUAAUAACUAUUGUCCUUUCAUGUAAAUUAUUCUGGAUGUAGAUUGAGCUAUUAAAUGUUACACAAAAGUAUUCAUGCAUGGUGAAUCCGAAUUGUAUACUGUAAAUUACAUACGUUGUCUAGAAGUACCAUAGGUAAAGAACAAGGGCUAGCAUUGGUCAUAUUAGACCUGGAAAGCAGAAGUUGAUUGGAUAAUUAGGGCACUGAAUAGGACUGAAAUUAUAUCAACAGUUAUCAGAAAUGAUCUUUAUUUUCACCGUCAUUGUAGUCUAAAGCACAAAAAAAUGUGUUGAUUCUGCAAUCCUUAAAUCACUUUGUGUAGUACUAGGGUUCAUUUGAGGAGUGUGUAGGUGUUGUCCAUAAAUUAUCUACCGAUCUGUUAGCCCCUUAUAAAGGAUUACAACCAAGAAUCCAGUGAACUCAGUUGCAAUGGGUGAAUUCUGAAGACCAUUGUUAGACUUCCCACUCAGGCUGGGAUUAACAUUCACAGAUAAUUACAUUUUAAAAUUGGCUUUCAAGAUAUGUAAUAAAUGAGACUAUUCUAUCUCUUUAAGCCUUCAUGUCUUGCUCCCCAAUCUUGAAAUACAGUAGCAAUGAUCAAAAACAAAGCCUAACUAGUGACUACUAAAGAAAAUUGAUUCAAUUUGACCCCUGCAAAGAUAACUGCUUUAUGGUUACAGUGUAACUAAACUGAGAAUCAAAAAGUACUGUCUGGGGUGUGUACUAUCCAAGGAUUAAAAGCACUUCAGACAGCACUGCAUCUGAGCAUUGAUAAGUCUCCUUUAGUGCACGCCGUUAGCUAGCUAGAUAUGGUUGGACAGUACAUUAACCUUAAAACUGAAAAUUCAAGUGGAUACUUAACUAACUUUAAAACCAAAAUUGAUGCUUUGAAUGACAAGCUUUGUAACACCAUUUCCCAUAGUAGACACAUUGCAUUCAUAUGUUUUAGAAAGAUUUUAGUGGCAAUUAUUCAUACCAUGAAAAAAACCACUAAAUAUGCAACACUUUUAACUAAGAUACCCAGCCAUUUUAAACUGACAUUUUUUGUAAAUGUCUAGAAAAACAUGCUGAAAGAUUUUGUAGCAACUAGUGCCAUUUGUUUUAAUAGCUGUCCUUUUAUUUAAAACAUAUGAAAACUUUGUGCCUAAUCUGAUUAACACACACUGCUUGAAGCAGGAGCCACUUAUUUUAUGAAGGAUAUACUCUGACUUGAAAUAGUAAAAAGAAAAAUAAUUUCUAGGACAGAAUAGUGUAAAAUCUGCUUUGUUGAAGGCUAUUUGCAGCAUCUAUCAGUUCAAAUGGUGCUUUAGAAUAAUGAAUCAUUAAAAAAGCCCUUUGCUCUUUUUUGUUGCAGUGAAAUGUGCACCAUGCUUUUUACAAAAAAAAUCUAGACUUUAAGCCAGUUGUCCAGUUUAUAGACUGUCCUUGAACUUAUUUUGGAAACACUUCUAUUUAUGAUUUCUCUGAUCCUUUUUGCACAUGACCCACAGCAACACCUCUUUCUUCCCCCCCCCCAUCCCAUUCACCAUCUCCCCCUCCCCCCAACCACCACCAAAUUCUCUCUCCUUGGUACAUAUAUAAAAUGCCUUUGGUUGAAAACUUUUCGCUUGGAAGAAAGAAUUAUGUAUAGCUUAUGAAGGAGCCAGUGUCGAAGGAGAAAUAAAGUGCAACUUAAAAUGUCACAUCAGCACUAGGAAUUGCAUCAAGUUCUGCUUUGUCGUGUCCAAUCAAUGCAAUUUCUUGUUCAUUCUGGAGAGUGUGCAGUGUUGUUUUGUGAAUUCUGUGGCCGCCUGCCAUUAUAACUUCUGUAGUUCAAUAGCAGUAACAGUAAAACAGCCAGAUAAUUCCAGUGUUGAGAAUCUGUAAACAGAACAUCAAUUCUGGAAAGAACAAUGUGCUCAUUAGCAGGUAAUUCACAGUAGCUGCGUAAAUUACAUGCAGUGCAUCACGUGUAAUAUUUUAAACUUUUAGUAAUGAAUGCAGAAUUUAAAGCUGCAUAGGGUUAAGUUCCCAGUUGCCAAUCAAAAUUCUAAUGAAGUUGGCCUUGAUAAGUGAGCUGCAAUGUUCAUUUUGUAUAUUUAUGCUUUUAUUCUGAACUUAUAUUUGUGGCUCGCUCUUCCUAAAAUCUGCAAUACACUGGUGCAGCAAAAGAAAUCACACUUUAGCAGCAAUUCUAAUGCAAAGCCUUUGUCAAGCAACUAACUGCAAGCGUCUGAUAACGAGAAUCCCAUCUGCUACUGGUUUAAUGUUUCCAUGUCUAAUAUAAAUGGUGCUGCCUGGAAAAAAUUUGGUUUCAAAAAAAAUCUGAAACCUGGUGAUUUGGACAGUAGCAACUGUUACCUGCAAAAGAUACUAUUACCCUACAGGAGUUGAUAUGCCAAAAAUUCAUUUUCUCAACACUUCCAUGCCUUCUACUGCAGCUCAGGUUAUUCCAUGUAUUCCACAUUAAGCCUCAUCAUAAACAUUUAAUGAGUUGAAAUGUGACAUUUCAUGUCUAAGCAUGGUAUAAAGUUUGCUUACUGGUAUUUCUUCUGGCAAAUAGAUUUCAACUCUGGCAGUUAUGUUUGAUGUGGUUGCAUUCCAGAUUAAAUAUUGUAACAAAGGUGCCCGUAACUGUUAGCACAAAAUCAAGUUAUUAAAUAAGCUCCCAUUCCUCUUUUCCUCCUUUUUCUUCCCUUACUGAAAAAUACACUAAUGUCAAUUUGUACAAUGCUUCCAAGAUUCCAAACUUGAUUCAAAAGCAAUUUUGCUGCUUUCAGAACUCAAAACAUGCUCUUGCAUGCACACGUAAUAGCUAGUAAAUGCUUAUUACGGUCACUGCCUCGCAUGAAGCCUUACAAUGAAAGCGAAGUCCAAUCAACCAAGUGAAGUACAGGCAGCUUAUGGCACUGUGGCUGUGUUAGUCAGAAACAUCCAGUCACAUUUCAGUGUUUUUUGCUGGUAAUUUUUGUUAAAAGCACUUUUCUGUCAAAAUGAACGUACUUGACUGACAAUGGCACUCCUGUUGGAUACUUUGCAACUAGAGAAUGCUAGCACAUGUAUCAAUAAUUAUGAUUCAGUGGUACGAUAUUAAAGCUUAUGGUGCUGUAAGGAAAUUGAAACAGUAGUUGUGGUAGCUCAGCUUUGAAGCGUUUGCAACUAUUUUAGCUUAAGUGUUGAAAAAAUAUUUUCUGAACAAGUGAUUUAUCUUGAGGCCUAAAAGAGCUACCUUCAUGUUCAUUUACACACCAAUCUAACAUCGUUAUAACCUGCUUACAUGUGGAAUACAGUUCAUUCCUUUUAGGAGCAUGUAGAAUUUUUCAAUAAUAAAAUUCACUGUCUUGACCAAAAUUGCUUUUGCCUUUCCAUUUUUUAAUCCAAAAAUGUGUACAUAGGAAACAAUUGUUUUAAUGAAGAAACUGCUCUUAAAUGGAGUAACCUGUAUAUUCACUCGCUAAAUGAAACGCAUGAACCAAAAUCAUUUUUAAACCAAUUACACAUUCCAGAAAUGAGCCCUUAACUACCCAUGUGCCCCAUUCCAAAUCGUGGGUGACUUUAAUAUAACCGCUUCAAUAUAUAUUGGUUGAAACCAUCUAGUACGAUUUGGCCUUUGUUGAAGUUGAAAAAAAAAACUUGUAUAGCAUCUUGCACUUUAAAACAACAAAAACCGUCCUGCUUUCUUCAGUGCGUGUAUAGUGUGACCAAUGCUAUGUCCAAGGCACUAAACAAACCUAGUAGCUAGCAAGUGUAAGGGGCUAUGGAGCACUGUAGUUUUGAAAGCUUGGUUAUAGACUCACCAAGCCCAGUCUACUGUCAGUACCCUGCUUCUCCUAUUUGCCUCUUCCUCCUUUUGUGAAUUGCCUGGUUCAAACUCCUCUUAAAUGACCAUUCCCACUGGAGCCAUUUUUAACCCUUCAGACUCUGUUUUGUCAGCUAUUUUACUGGCUGUUAAUUGACCUUUGCCAUUCCCACUGUAUCAUGUGAUUGGCUGCUUUCUAGUCCUGCCUUUUCCCUCAAGUGUUCCUAAGGUGUUCCUGAAGACCAGUAGUGAACCUCCAAGUAGACGUUGUACUCAUCACUGACACUAUGGCAAGAAGUAAUUUUACAAGCAGAAGCAAAGGGUGCAAUUAUAAGUACCAGGACUGUGAGAAGAUAAUUGAGCUAUUGACACAGUACAAGCAAUCAGUUAAGGAAUGUAUAUACUGCUGUGUGUUUUACAGUAAGAUUUGUUGCUAUCAAACUGUGUAAAACAAGAUUUAUUCAUGUUUUCUGCAUAUUAAAAUCUUAAUGUACCGAUUGGUAAAGACUAUUAAAAUGCAUACAAAACUGCUGUGCUUUUUUUUCUUCAUGUGAUGGAUUUUUAAAAAUUAAAUCCAUUGUUUUCAACUGUCUUGGACCAUACUGAUACUUUUACAUCACUGGUCAAGAUGUCGAUCCUGGAAUUGUGCAGCUUUUUAAAAAGCUAGUGUACUUGUUAAUGAGAAAUGAGACCGACCUUGGGUUCUAGUCCUGCAACAACACUGCUAUUCAGUUUGGCAGAGUCCACAGCAUGGUCUUAUUGAUGGAUGUUUGUAAUUGACGAUCAGUAAUUGUGAGUGUGUGCGCGCGCACUCUACCUUGCUAUAAUAAAAGCAAAAGUCUACAGGUGUGUUGGGGAAGGCGUAAGAGAAACAAACUGGUCAUGUGUUUCACUACAAUAAAAUUGACUUUUCACGACAUUAGUACUGAAAAUGAAGAUAUGGAUUGAUCAUUUUCUAUCUCCCUUUGUCUUUUUUGAGGAAUAAUUAUUCCAUUGAUUGUGAAAUUACUUUAUAGCUAAUGGAAAAUGUAAAAUUAUUUUAGAAGCUAAAAAUAAUUGGUUAUUCAUUUUGGGUAUAUUCUAUCCUGUCUGAUUUGUUAUGUAUAAAGAUCAAAUAACUUUUCUUCCAUAAAUAAAACUACAGCACACAUACAAGAUAAUCGGGCAGGCAGACUGCAUUGUUAUAAUUUUAUUCCAGGUACUCCAUGUUCUCAAUGUGUGAAAGUUGUUUUUUUGUAAAUGCUAUAUUCAGGACAACUGCAAAAAUUUACAGAACAUUGAUUUAUUCAAAAGACAGGAAAAAUGGCAAAGAAUGAGGUGAGUCAUGAAUGGCCUUAAUAAAGGGUCUGACUUGAAGCUCGAAGACACUUGCCUUCUGAUGAAAGGACUGCUGUCAUCCUAAAAACAUGCUUACAUUGCGUGGAAGAUAGCAAUGAAAAGAGGCUAUGAAUAGUAGAAACCUAGAAUUAUAACAGCUUGAGAUAUGACUUCAUGAAUUUUGAAGAGAUUGCCACCUGAAAUAGUCACCUGUUACUUUCAGAGGACAUCUUGAGAUUUCCACUGUUCAAUUCUUUCUUUAGUUUCAACAGUGUUCAACUGUUGUAAACGUUCUAAUAUUUCAAUUUUUUCAAGUGGAAAUGCUUCUGCAAUCUCAAAGGAUUAUUUUCACCAGUUGGUCAUUGUUUAUAACUCCACUGGCUGAAUAAAUUUUUGAUACCACUAGAUAGGCACCAGUUGAUGAACAUUUAAUUUUGAAUUUGAAGUAUAUUCGUCUCCUUAGUUAAACCCCAUACCUUUUAAAAAUGGUAAAUGGUUUUGAAAAGAAUCGUUCUGCUUAGAAAGCCUAUUUGUUGUUGAAAAUACCAUUAGCUAAUGCUUUAUUUAAUUAUCUUUCGCACUAUGCUAUUUUAAUGACUUUUGCUUUGGGUAGUUGCAAAAGCUGUUUCUUUUUCAGCUGAGUCUAUGAAAUCUAUAUCUUUGAAUGAGGAAUAAAGAAAAGUGACUAAUGGAAGUGGCACCUAUUUAAACAUAAUAUACUGUAAUUUAGGAUUGCUUUUCCUUAUUCACCCAUCUUUCUUUCACUCAACAACAGUGCAGGAAGAGAACCUCUCCCACCUCUUGACUGUUGAAACAAGUUUUCUCUCCUCCAACCUCAGCUGUGCUAUUGUAGAGAUAUCCAUUUUAGUGGCAGUCAUUUGCAGAAUGGUAUUAAUAAUCUGUUUACUAUCAUGCUUUCAGCUAGGUAUCUGCGUGUAAUACAGGAAUGGCAAGGAAAGAAUAUUUUACCAGCUGUCAGUGCAACUCAAUGGGAGCAUCCAUUCCUGCGUCAAAAUUGUGGUUUUAAGCCCUAAUGUAUAACUACAGCAUAUAAUCCACUUUUGUGAAGAAAGGAGGGGGUGCUGCACUGUUGGUGUCACCUUUCAGAUAAGCCAUUAAACAAUUGACCCUAUCUGUUCAAGAAAUAUUAUUGGAAAGAGAAGAGUUCCCACUGUGCUCAACAACAAUUGUCCACCAGCUAAGUCCACAUAAACACAUCAUAUGGUAAUUUAUCACAUUCUUGUUUAUGGAAUUUGCUUUGGCAAAUUUGCUCCCAUUUAGCUACACAAUUGGUUAGUGCACUUAAAAAGUAAUUAAUAGGCUCAGAGUACAUGAGAUAACCGGAGUGCUUGUAAGAUGCUAUAUAAAUGCAACAUUAAAACAAUAUAUUUCCCUUUAUAUCAACAUGGUACCUUUAAUAUAUAUAUAUAAUAUAUAUAUGUAUAAAAAAAAGCCCUGAGCCACGGUAGAAGUGACCAGAAGCUUGGUCAACAGUAUUUUAAAAGGAGGGAAGGGUUUAAGGAAAGCAUAUAAGAAUAGAACCCACAUUGUAGAUUCUUGCUAGUAGUGAGGUGUGGAGACUACUGUACAAGAGGGAUUGAAUUUUCAGAGGGACAUAAAUGAGUGGAUGAGAUUGGGUAAAGACAUAGCUGAAGGUCAUGAGGUAUUUAAAAGCUUCAUGCAGUGAAGUCUGCACUCAAUAGUUUUGAGCUCUGAGCAUUGUAAGAUGCACACAUGAUUGUCAGGCAAAUCCAUGUGCAUAACUAAAUUUAAUAAGAGCAAAGUACUGCAGAUGCUAGAGACCUGAAAUAAAAACAGUACUUUUAUAGAAAAAUGUAAUCUAAAAUGACAGUUUUAGAUGGUGACUUUUCCCCAAUAAUUUGAAUUGCUUGCAGUUGCCUACCCCUCCACCUCCCUUCUAAUGUCUGAUCACUUUUUCAAAUCGUUCAUGAACUUUCUAACAGUUUUGCUAACACCUCAAAAUCAUUAAUAAAGAUUGAAGUGCAUCAGUACAAGCACUGAUCCCUGCAGGAUUCCACUCAACUAAUGUCCUGUGCAGCCAUUUAUAUUAAUAACAAACACCUACAAGUACAAUUAAUUCCUUAAUCCAAAAUCAGCUUGCUAAUAUUACAGGACUUCUGACUUGUUUAGUAAUUUUAUGACAUGGUACUUCGGCAAAAGCUUGUUGAAAAUCUAGGUCUACAAUGUCAAACUGACUAUAUCUUCCAAUUUAGUAAUUUUUUCAAAAAAUUUAACCAAUUUGGUAAGACAUGGCCCCCCUUUUCGGAGUCCAGGUAGGGCCAUCCAAUUGAAGUCCACUCCCAUUUUUAUGAAUCCAACCCUCUUGAAAUCCAGACUUAACAUUAAUUUUUGUUAACCUUGGUUUAGCUGAUGGAGUUGGAAUGUAACAAUAUGGUUACUCUUACCACAUUUUCCCCUUGGAAGCUUGGUGCUGCAACAGGGUCCAAAUUAAAAUUGAAUUAAAUAUGCUUUUCAUCACUUGCAUGUAGUGUUUGGAAACAAUCAAAUUUAAGACAGCUUCAAGCCUUCAGCUGCUUGACCAUCAAUACUCGAUAACUCCCCAUUGAACCAAUGAAGCCCUGCGACAUCCCCUCUACAGAUAUUUCCUGAUUCCUUUGUAAUUUGUGCCCAAAAUGCAGCAUAAUAGGCCCCCCAAGAAUUUGAGGCUUUUAACAAACACUAAGAAGUUACAAAUGAAGAUGACCAAGGCAAGUAAGUUUCAGCAGUAGAGCAGCUAAAGUAGAAACAGGCAGGCAAUAUUGGGGAUGUAGAAGUUAAAAGUCUUUGUGAUGCAAGGCUAUGGGUUCUGUAGCUUAGUUCAGUAAAAUAGGAUGUUUAGGUGGCAAGGUCUGGUUCAUUCUUUACCCCAAAAAAUUGAGAAAUCCAAGAUAAGAAUUUUAUUUCAUCAUCCUUAAAUUCAAAUAAUUCCUGAAAUCUUACAAGGGAUUGUGUGUAUCAUUGUGCUAGUGGCAAGCUCUUUAGUGUUCUUCUGUGUGCCUGCCAAUACUUAUCCCUCAACCAACAUCACUUAAAGCAGAUUAUAUGCUCAUUGGUUUCAUGGAUUCCAUAGUCAUAAUUCUGUGAUAACAUUUAAUAGUUAGCAUUUAUUAUGAGAUGUCAGCAACACCAUUUUCAUGUGUUGUAUACAAUCUGAAUGUAUGGUUGCAGGCAGUGUUUGUGAGCCUGUGACUUUUUUUAAGCUUCUUUGCUCAUGCGGUUAGAUGAAGUAGAGUGGGAGGAGGCUAAUAAACACUGGCAAAGGCCAGUUAGACUGAA